AUGCGAGUCUCUUUACUUCUUUCUACCUACAUUGCAAUGGCUAUCUCGACUUUGGGCCUUCCUGCUGGUGACACUCGCCUAGCCCAACUGCGAUUGUAUGGCGCACCCAGCUGCUUGGAGGAGAACCUGGGCGAGCUGGGUAUCUACGGCUCGACCUUCAAUCAAUGCAAAGCCUUCCCCAGAAACGACACCAUUGAGUCUGUCAGCUUUGAAUGCAGUUUUGCGGGCUGUAGUGUGCAAAUCUUCAGCGACGGCAACUGUUUCUCCGGUCAGCACAACGUGACGGUGGCACAAUGCCUCAGUGGCGAUACUGAAUACAUGAGCUACAAGUUAGUGUGCAACUAG
Aspergillus luchuensis is the source of this 345-nucleotide messenger RNA. RefSeq lists its product as uncharacterized. Lineage: Eukaryota; Fungi; Ascomycota; Eurotiomycetes; Eurotiales; Aspergillaceae. The record is from RefSeq and is a predicted model, not a curated record. Bases 1 to 345 code for a protein of 114 amino acids. The transcript has 2 exons.